AUGCGCAAGUUGACCAUAGUCUUACUAGUGACUGCGAUAGCCGUUGUGGUUGCUGCAAAGAAAGGAAAAGCACGUAACGACACAUCAUCAAGCUCAUCCUCGAGUUCCGAAGAAGCAAAAGAAGGAUCCGGUGAAACGACAUUGAAGAAGGUUAAAGCGGGAGUUGAGAAAUUGGAGAAAGAAGAAGCUAAAAAGUCUGAGAAAAAGGAAGAAAAGAAGUCUGCGAAGGAGAAAGAUGAUUCUGAAGAAGGAAGCGGAGGAGGAAAGCUAUGAAGAUAAAGAGAUGAAGGACCAACUCUAAAGUGCUUUACCUGUCUUGCCUCAACUCAUACCGGGAGAUCCGGGAGAUGUUUGUUCAUAUGUAUAUUCUUUUCAUUGCAAUAUUAUCAUUGUAUAAAUGUGCAAACAUAGGAUCACUGCGCCUCCUUCAGAUGAAAUUUUCUUCAUUCUUGUCGCAAAAAAAGUUCGACAUAGCACUAGGAACUUCCCAGCUCAAUUCGUUCCCUGUAUAAAGCC
Cylicocyclus nassatus is the source of this 516-nucleotide messenger RNA. The record is from the annotation of a GenBank genome assembly. Lineage: Eukaryota; Metazoa; Nematoda; Chromadorea; Rhabditida; Strongylidae.